AUGGUAAUUUAUGCGGAUCUCCAUAUCUCCGCCGCCCAGAACCCAGUGUCAAGUGUCAGACAAUAUCGCCUUCACAACCCCACAGUGCAGGCUCAUCUCCUGACAAAGAAAGUCAUCAUGAUUGACCCUCGCCCCUACCACAUCCUGAGCUAUGGUACCCUCCUGGGUGUCCAAUUCUACCAGACAUUUGUCUCUGGCGUGGUGGCUUUCAAAGCCCUCCCUCGUCCGCAGUUCGCUUCAUUGCAAACAGCCACAUUUCCCAUCUACUUCUCAAUCCAAUCUGCAUUCCCUCUCCUGAUUGCACUGACUGUCAGCCGAGAUGCACAGCCUCUUGGAAUCUCCGGACUUCUCGCCCCAGAGAACCGGGUUGGAACUUUACUUCCCCUGGCGACCGCCGCGGUGUCGGGACUGCUCAAUAUGUUUGUGCUUCGUCCGAUGACCGUCAAUGUUAUGAGGGAGAGGAAGCACCAAGAAACCCGCGAUGGCAAGAGAAACUACGAUCCCGCUCCUCAUUCUAAGGAGAUGCUCGCCCUGAACAAGAAGUUUGGCCGUCUGCAUGGCAUUUCUAGCUUGGUUAACCUGAUCUGCUUGGGCGCCACUAUCUACUAUGGCGCAACUCUCAGCAAGCGACUGUUGUAG
Messenger RNA from Aspergillus tanneri, 639 nucleotides. RefSeq names its product DUF4149 domain-containing protein. The coding region runs from base 1 to 639 and encodes 212 amino acids. The transcript is spliced from 4 exons. Lineage: Eukaryota; Fungi; Ascomycota; Eurotiomycetes; Eurotiales; Aspergillaceae. The record is from RefSeq and is a predicted model, not a curated record.